AUGUCAGACUCAAGGAGAUCCAGGUACUCUCGUUCUCCAUCGCACAGAUCCGUGUCGUUGUCCUUCUCAAGGUCGCGGUCAAGGAGCCGUUCUUGGUGCGUGUAUCCAUCUUGUUGUGGCCGUUGGUAUUUUCUUCCCGAUAUGAUUUGAAUUUCCAAUACCGUAAGACAUGUGUAUUCUUUGGCAGGAGCUAUGGGUCCAGUGACGUUGACAAUCCAGGGAACAAUUUGUAUGUCACUGGUUUGUCUUCUCGGGUUACAAAGGACGACCUUGAGAGCCAUUUUGAAAGUGAAGGGAAGGUAGGUUAGCUUUUCUUGAUAACCAGCCUGAUUAGUUUUAAGCGUCGCUGUCUAGCGUCUUCUUGAUGAACCUGUUUCAUUCUCGUGGGUGAAUCUGAGUGUUCAGUUGUGAGUGAGACGCAUGUACUACGCCUAUGUCGACAGGUCCCUGUGUACUCGAUUUGCGUAUAGAUAGAUUAUCUAUCUGAUAAAGGGCGGUCAUCUUCAUUUGUACUGCUGCCGAGGAAACAAUAUAAUUUUUUCUCCCCAAUUUUUCGUCAAGAUGUUCUUAUCUGCUCCGCAUCAUUUCUUAGAUGCCUUCAUACCAUAUUUCAGGUAACUGACGUCCAUCUGGUGGUCGAUCCAUGGACAAGAGAAUCACGUGGGUUUGGGUUUGUGACCAUGGCCAGUGUUGAAGACGCUAACAGAUGCAUCAAGUAUCUUAACCGCUCUGUUCUCGAAAGUCGUGUCAUCACCGUGGAAAAGGUAAUGUAUGGCAUCUGUCUCGGGCCUUUGGUUUUUCUGGAAGAGGUGUUUAUUAUGUUGGAAUCAUGGAAUGCUUCUGCCACUUACACAACUCAGUAUUUGAGAGUUCUUCGCCUGUGGAGUGUUUUUGGCAGCAGGUUAGCUGUGUGUAGCAGCUCUUCAUCAGGCUUCGAAAGCAAUUACCUCAAAACUAAUCAAAUUCAACCUACCCCGAACAGAGAGGGUUGUAUGCCCUGGCAUUACUCUUCUUCCAUAGCUGUCCACGCGUUUAUUUCUUUAUUUUCGUACUCACUUCAUCACUGACAUGAUCGCAAUCGCCAGACAUGCAACAUUUGUUAUUUCCUUUGCCUGGGGCAUUCUUGAAAAUCCAUUCCGUAUUUGCCGCCGCCACAGCUUCCCGAGCUUAUUCUCCCUAUCUGAUCUUCAGGCAAGGCGAAGAAGGGGCAGGACUCCGACCCCAGGCCGAUAUCUUGGCUUGAGGAGCCGACGUGGUAAGAAUCGACCGUUUCCAUCUUCAGGGAUUCCUGCUACGAAAUACUUCCUAUAAGCUCCUGCCUCCACUUCUGAUCCUAACCAGUGCAGUUUGCUUGUGUUCCUCAGAUCGCCAUCGUUCUCUCAGUAGUUCUCCGUACUACAGAAGCCGGCACAGUUCUUCCGACAGGGAGAGGUCUUACUCCCCCCACUAUGGCAGGCGCUACCGCUCUGGCGCUCGCUCUAGUUCUCGAUCCCGCUCCCGGUCACCUUACCAUAGCCGUCGAUAUGACCGUUCGUCUGGUGGCAGAAGAUACCGGCGUUCUUAUUCUCGUGACUCGAGGUCGUCCUAUUCACGUUCUUAUUCACCCUACUACAGCAGGCGGCGGCACCGUCGCUCAGUCUCGCGCAGCGCGUCUCCUAGGUCAAGGAGGAGCCGCAGGAGUUACUCCCUGAGCGUCUCUCCUGGGGCGAGGAGCUACUCCCGUAGCUACUCCCCUAGGCCCGCGAUCUCCAAGAGGAGCCCCUCGCGGAGUUUCUCUCCUAGGCGAUGCAGGGGCUACUCCCGGGAGAGUUACUCUCACAGCCGUAGCAGCAUGAGCCGCUCCGUCUCCGGGUCCCCCUAA
This is a messenger RNA of Spirodela intermedia, 1861 nucleotides long. Lineage: Eukaryota; Viridiplantae; Streptophyta; Magnoliopsida; Alismatales; Araceae. The record is from the annotation of a GenBank genome assembly.